CUCCGCCCCAAAUUUAAAUUCCAAUCCGAAAGCGAAACCCAAACAAACCCAUCAUCUUCUUCUUAUUUAUAUUCUAGGGUUUAGGGUUUCCUCUUCCUCGCCGCAUCGGAAUCAAUGGCGACAAACGCAUCCGAAGCUGGCCGUUCACUGAUUAAACAACUCGCUUUCACUCAGAAAUCUUCUCGUGAGAAAGCUCUCAAACUCGUCUUAAAAUCAUGGCUUCCUUCUCGAUCCGAACAACUUCCUGAAGAAGACGCCAAAAAGCUCUGGAAAGGUCUUUUCUACUGCGUUUGGCACUCCGACAAGCCUCUUGUUCAAGCUGACCUCAUCGAUCGUCUCGCUUCGCUUCUCUUGACACUUCAUUCUUCAUUCACCGUUCAGUAUUUCUCCACUUUCUUCCUCACUAUGCGUCGCGAAUGGUCCGGUAUCGAUGCUUUGAGGUUAGAUAAAUUCUAUCUUCUUAUUCGGAGAUUUGUUUCUAAGAGUUUUUCGCUUAUGAAUAAGAAUUCAUGGGAUUUGGAAUUUGUGAAGUUGAUUGUGAAUUGUUUGGAUGAUGCUACUUUUGCUUCGAGUGAUAAGUUGUUGCAGGGAAAAGGUGUUAAUUAUCAUGUUGCUUCGGUUUUUCUUGACGAGUUAACACCUUUUCUUCCUGUUAAGGUGAGUGUUUUGGAAGUGCUUUUUAAGCCGUUUUUUACUGUGGUGGGGAAAUUGCCUGAUAAGGUUUUGUUAGGGAAGAUUAAGAUUGGUUUGUUUGAUGUGCUGUUGAAGAAUGGGAAGAAACUAUUGGAGAUUAAGAAGAGUGGCGGGGAUGAAGUUGCUGAUGGCGAUAUUGUUAAUUUGGGAACGAUUGCGUUGGGGAUGGGUUUUGCUUCGAAGUUGUUUGAGUUGGGUUCUGCUCCUGAUUGUGUUCAGGGGAAUAGAAAGAUUUUGUUUGAAAUGCAUCGUGAGUUUUUGCAGCUAGAGAAGGAUGCUGUUAAUUCGGGGUUUGAGUUUUCUGUUCCUGAUUCUGUUGAUCGGGAUGACGAGGAAGUGCCAGAUUUGGUUCCCAUUGUUGAGGUUGAUGCUGAUGUUGUUCAGAAUGGUAAGUUGCUGAAGAAAUGCAAGAAGGAGAAGAAAGGUUCUGUUGAUAAAGCGAAAAAGGAAAAGAAGAGUAAGAAGAAGAAUAAGAAGAGUGAUGCUUCUGGUUUGAGUUCCGAGAUGAAUUCUGCUGAGAACGGGGAUAAGAAUGCUGCCAAUGAAAAUGGUGGAAAUUCAAUUGAUGAGGUGGUUUUAACCGAGAGUGUGAUUUCAAACCUCCAAAAGCAAUUUGAGAAGGUUGCUGCGGAAGCUGGUUUGGAAGAUGGUGUUGCAAGUUUAUGUGCUACACCCAAAGCUGCCGGAGAUGUUUCUAAGAAGAGAAAAAGAACUAAGAAUUCUAAAGGAAAGACAUCUCAGGAUUUUGAUUUGAAUGGUGGAGAUGCUGAAGACUCUGCAGUAGCAAAGAGCGGGGAUAAAAGCUCAAAGAAGGUAAGAUUUUCCAUGAAAAAUAACUUAGUAUGGAAGCCACACAGUCCUUUACCUCCUCAGAGCUUGAGAAUUCCUCCCUCUGUUACACCCAGAGGAAGUGCACUCAAACAGGGUGUACCCCCAGGUCCAAUCAGAGAGAUGCCUCUCCAAAACAAAAAGGCGAAACUGAAGAAGGCGGGUAGAAGGACAAUAAUUGGUGUUGUACCAUCUGUCAAGCGCAUGAAGAAAUUAAGAUCUCUUUCGGUGUGAUUUCCCUGAUGUUGUUACGGGGUGAUAUUUCCAUGAUUUAUUUUGUUGAAUUUUUAUUGGUAACUGUUAUGAAAUUUUGAUACUUUAUUAUGAUAGAUGAUUUCUAGGCCAAGUGAAAAACAAAUUGACUUUUAGCUUACAAACCAUGUCUUCAAGAUCGUUUGGUUGACUAAUUUGUGGUUCAUCUACAUAUCCAUGUCAUUUCUUGCUAGAUUUUGUUUUAUGGUGUAUGUUGCUAUCUUAUUACUAUGAUUAUUGAUAAUAUUCUUGUUUUAA
Molecule: messenger RNA, 2031 nt
Organism: Medicago truncatula (barrel medic)
Lineage: Eukaryota; Viridiplantae; Streptophyta; Magnoliopsida; Fabales; Fabaceae
Product: ribosomal RNA processing protein 1 homolog B
Exons: 1
Coding region: 115-1755 (546 amino acids)
Biological process (GO): rRNA processing
Cellular component (GO): nucleus; preribosome, small subunit precursor
Source: RefSeq, a predicted model, not a curated record